This is a messenger RNA of Pseudophryne corroboree (corroboree frog), 6896 nucleotides long. RefSeq names its product ETS homologous factor (gene EHF). Bases 291 to 1283 code for a protein of 330 amino acids. Gene Ontology annotation, cellular component: nucleus. The record is from RefSeq and is a predicted model, not a curated record. The transcript is spliced from 10 exons. Lineage: Eukaryota; Metazoa; Chordata; Amphibia; Anura; Myobatrachidae. Gene Ontology annotation, biological process: regulation of transcription by RNA polymerase II; cell differentiation. Gene Ontology annotation, molecular function: sequence-specific DNA binding; DNA-binding transcription factor activity, RNA polymerase II-specific.
UUUCAGGUGCCAAAUGCAAAUGAUAGUCACCUUAUUUUAUUCCGCUGUAACCAAGAGAUAUAUAAAAGGAAGUGACAAUUGGAAAAACCCUGAUUGGCCAAAUAAUUCUGACUGCUGUGUGUGUGGCACAAACAACGUUGUCUGUAUUGUGGUGUCCGUGUGUGGUGCUAUUUUAUCUUUGACAGUUGUAGCUCAGUGUAGGCUGUGAAUGGGACCAUACCCACCUGCUUGCAGCGUCAUUUCCCUGGCCUAACACAGCGCUGGAAGAUACGCGGCAUGUCCGUGGGCUCAUGCAUUAUUUUGUAUUUCUGGACAUUUUGGUGCUAAGUAACGCUCGGAUGUUUUUCACCAGCCUUGCACAUCUGUGUUCGCUUCCAAAGACUAAUAAGAUCAUGAUUUUACAAGGAAACAACAUUAUGAAUAUAAACCCGAGCACCAGCUCACACUCACACUCCCACCAAACUGUAUGGACGGCUCCCUACUCUGCGUGUGAUGGUUUCUUCACGGGUCCAUGGCACGAUAUUCACCCUCAGUACUGGACCAAGUUCCAGGUGUGGGAGUGGCUGCAACAGUUCGUGGACUCCAACCAGUUGGAUGCAAACUGUAUCCCCUUUCAGGAGUUCGACAUCACAGGAGAACGCCUGUGCGGUAUGACCCUGCAGGACUUCACACAAGCCGCUGGCCCCAUCGGACACAUCUUGUACAGCAACGUGCAGAACCUCAAGUGGCACGGUCAUUAUGGAAGUCAGGUCUUUCAAUCACUCAACGUUGUUAUAAAGACGGAGCAAACAGAUUCCAGUUCCGUCACUCCCUGGAAAGAAGAAGGAUUUCACUAUGACAACAGCUAUGAUGACUUGUAUGAUAUUAAACCGUUCUGUCGGAAUCCGCUGUCAGUGACGACUUCUAGCCAUUACACUACAGCCUAUGCAGAAUCGGAGGUGCAUAAAUCCCAGGAGAAUCCCCCGAAAGCCGGCACAAAGAAGCACAACCCGCGCGGGACUCAUCUGUGGGAGUUUAUCCGGGAUAUUCUGCUGAUGCCUGAAAAGAACCCUGGUCUGAUAAGAUGGGAAGACCGAUCUGAGGGAGUGUUCCGGUUCCUCAAAUCCGAGGCGGUGGCACAGCUCUGGGGGAAGAAGAAGAACAACAGCAGUAUGACCUACGAGAAGCUGAGCCGCGCCAUGAGAUACUACUACAAGAGAGAGAUCUUGGAGCGCGUAGAUGGAAGGCGGCUGGUGUACAAGUUUGGGAAGAAUGCUCGCGGAUGGAAGGAAAACGACAGUUGAGGCCCGAGCUGGCGCACUGGGAGUAAUGACUAAUUUAUUUAUAUGACAAUAAAAGAAGACGACUUCGGAGGAAGCCUAUAAGGCUCGGUGUCAAUGAAGCCAUUUCUCUUCUAUUUAUGGGGAACAAAAUGUCGUACAGUUUUCUGUGACUGCCGCACUUCUAUGAAUUGUGCUGGUAGUUGCCGGAAGAUUCAUGUUACCGUGUUACACGGCAGCAGGAGAAAUCGUCAUUGAUUGCAAUAACAUUAUAUGGGAAAUAGCACUUAAUCCGCAUAUAAAUGGCGCUGGUUCCAUUGUGCACGUCUAUAACACUAAUGAAAUUCCGCAUUCUACAUGCCAGAUGCUUCUAUAUAACCCUAGGCAGCGGUGUCCUAUCAUAUCAAUGAAACAUAUGAAAACAAUUGUAUAACGCUAGACAAGAGAAAAUCCGUUGUCUUUAUCGAUGCCUGCGCCUCAUGUCUGUGUGAUGUAUUGCGGGCUGUACUUCUGCGCCGCGAAUCUCCAUUCUGCUCAUCGGCAAUCAGUCAAGGAAUAGGGGAAGUUCAACAUGUUAAAAAAUCCCCAACUCACCGAUUCUGACCAUUUUUAGGUCAGAAUCAGGGAAUUGUGAUCCCUCAAACCCGGCAUCGCAGGAUGGGUAGUCACCACAAUACGAGCUAGAUGCGUGCGCACUUGUGACACUGGGGGUCAUUCCGAGAUGAUCGCUCGCUAGCAGUUUUUAACAGCCGUGCAAACGCAUUGUCGCCGCCCACUGGGGAGUGUAUUUUCGCUUUGCAGAAGUGCGAACGCCUGUGCAGCAGAGCGCCUGCAAAAUCAUUUUGUGCAAAACAAGACCAGCCCUGUAGUUACUCUUCCUGUGCGUUGAUUCUAAUGACUGAUGGACGGCUUUUGACGUCACACACCCGCCCAGCGUUCGCCCAGCAGCCAUGCCUGCGUUUUUCCAGACACACCUACGUUUUUCUAAGCACUCCCUGAAAACGGUCAGUUGCCACCCAGAAACUCCCACUUCAUGUCAAUCUUCCUGCAUUCGGCCGUGCGACUGGAAUCUUCGUUAGACUCUGUGCAAACCCACGAUGCUCAUUAUACCCGUACGACGCAGCUGAGCAUUGCGGUGCAUACGCAGAAAUGCCGAUUUUUAGCCUGAUCGCUGCGCUGCAAACAACGGCAGCUAGCGAUCCAAUCGGAAUGACCCCCAUUCUCUGUAGACUGCACCAAAAAAUCCAACAAAAUACAUUACAUUUGUUUUUAUAAAUACAGAAAUACAUUUUUACUUUAUUUCAAUAGGUCGACACCAAAUGGUCGACAUGUUCAAAAGGUGGGCACAAAUGGUCGACACGUGGCUUUUGUCUGUUUUUUUUUGUCCCAAAUUUUGGUUCUUCCCUGUUAUAUGACUACCUACACUAGAAACUGGUACCCUGGUGGACUCGCUUUGCUCGCCGCCCAUUAGAUGUGCACGUGGAUAGUAAACAAAGCAAAUGUGUCAACUAUUGAAAACGUGUCAACCAUUUGUGUGUCAACCAUUUUCAUGUUGACUUUUUGAACCUGAUGACCUUUUGUAAUGUCAACCUUACUUUCAUCUGCUGACCUUAACCACUGUUGUCCUCUCAUCUGUCGAUAUUUUGUACCUGUUGACUUAAUACAUGUUGACCAUUUGGUGUUGACCUAUUGACUGUCAACUGGUAAUGCAGCCAUCCAGCUUACUAGAAGCCAGUGACAUCACUAAUUCCUAGUGAAUGGUUACCACCGGCAACAGUUACAUGUUGUUACUGUAACAGCAAGUCCCCGGAAACAUGGCACCGCCAUGGACGGAGACAAAUUUUGAACUGCGCAUGCGCGGCGACCAUAUUUGGUUGGAUUUUUCUUACAAAUGUAGCGGCUGUAGCGCUAGUUGCGGGACUAUGGAAAAGUAAGUAUAAACAACAUGGGGGCAGUGUGUGCGGUGUGGGCCCACCCUGCACCCAUGAUAGAAACGCCAAUGCCUCUCUGUGACAGCCAUCGCAAGACUAUUGCGCACAUGCGCAGUGCGACUUGCACGCACAGACUGCCAAUAAUCGCACAACUGCGCAAGCUCAGGUUUAUGUACAGCUCUGAAUCAGGCCCUACACUGCGCACAUAAAGUCUGAGAUAACCUACUGCAAAAUGCGCCAGGCUUACACGUGGGUCAUACAGCAGCAUUUGGCGUUUCUAUAAUGGCUGCAAUGUUUGCGGUGCACACAGGCCCCUGUGUCUCUAGAGUAGCCCACAUUCGCACACACUGCAUCCAUGUUUUAAUGCUUACCUUUCGGGAGCUCCGCGUGGGGCGCUGCAGCCACAGAAAAAAAAUCAUACCCAAAAUGGCCACCACGCAUGCGCAAUACUGAAAUUAGUCUUCGGAACAUGGUGAGCGCCAUGUGUCCAGAGACCUGAGCAUGUGCAGUAAACUCUGGCACAAUGCCGGAAACCUACUGCACCGGGCAGAGGGAGGGGCCCCGGGGCCCCACCCGCAGUCUGCACAGGGGCCCCCUCCUCUGUUAGAAUGUCUUUGUAAAGAUUCAUUAAAAUUCAUAAAAUCUUGUGACAAAAUUAUGUAACAACCUUAAGAAUUUAUUUUCCCAGUCACCCCAACAUUUUUGUAAGAAAAAAAAACAUAGGGGUCUCUUCAUGAAGCAGUGAAAACAGUGGAGACGUUGCCGAUGGCAACCAAUUAGUUGCUACGUAACAUGGGCCCUCAUUCCGAGUUGUUUGCUCGUUCUUUUUCAUCGCAUCGCAGUGAAAAUCCGCUUAGUACGCAUGCGCAAAGUUCGCACUGCGACUGCGCCAAGUAACUUUACUAUGAAAAAAGUAUUUUUACUCACGGCUUUUUCUUCGCUCCGGCGAUCGUAAUGUGAUUGACAGGAAAUGGGUGUUACUGGGCGGAAACACGGCGUUUCAGGGGCGUGUGGCUGAAAACGCUACCGUUUCCGGAAAAAACGCAGGAGUGGCCGGAGAAACGGUGGGAGUGCCUGGGCGAACGCUGGGUGUGUUUGUGACGUCAACCAGGAACGACAAGCACUGAACUGAUCGCACAGGCAGAGUAAGUCUGGAGCUACUCUGAAACUGCUAAGUAGUUAGUAAUCGCAAUAUUGCGAAUACAUCGGUCGCUAUUUUAAGAAGCUAAGAUUCACUCCCAGUAGGCGGCGGCUUAGCGUGUGUAACUCUGCUAAAUUCGCCUUGCGACCGAUCAACUCGGAAUGAGGGCCAUUGUACAGAAAGCGCUUGAUAAACGUUACUUGAAAGCUGAUUGGUUGCCAUGGGCAACUUCUCCACUGGCUCACUUCUCCAUUCUUUUCACUGCUUCAUGAAUCCCUUUGUCAGUCACCAACCAGAUUUUCAUACAGCCUCAUAAUAAUCACAUUUCGCAACAUCCAAUUAGCCGCUGCGGUAUCCAGGUUGGUUACGCAAACGUGAAUCUACUUCGUGUUGUAUGUCAAGAUGACUAAUUAUUUUUAAUCUUUAUAUUAUGAAAAAAAGUCAACUAAAAUUUAUUUUAUAAAUGAUUUAUUUGACAAAAAAAAAAAAAGGUUUCUGUAAACUCACAAAGCAGCGGAAGUGCGUCCUCUGAGGAGACCGCUGCCGAAUGUUGUGUCACUUACUGUAAAUAGAACUUUCUAUCUAUUAUAUAGUUCUGUGGUUACUGUUUUUAUUGUUAUGACUUUUGUUACUUUUGUAGAAGACACUUUUUUAAUUUUUAGUAAAUGCUGAUAUAAACCCUGUGAUGUUUUACCAUUGAGCAAAGGAGAUAAUAUGGAUUGCAGCCAAUUGCUGUAUGCGGAUAAUUCCUACAGAGCAGCUAUGGGGGCUAAUCUAUUAGGACAUGGGGGGUCAUUCCGAGUUGAUCGCUCGCUAGCUGUUUUUAGCAGCCGUGCACACGCUAUGCCGCCGCCCACUGGGAGUGUAUUUUAGCUUAGCAGAAGUGCGAACGAAAGGAUCGCAGAGCGGCUACAAAAUAAUUUUGUGCAGUUUCAGAGUAGCUUCAGACCUACUCAGCGCUUGCGAUCACUUCAGACUAUUCAGUUCCGGAUUUGACGUCACAAACACGCCCUGCGUUCUCCCAGCCACGCCUGCAUUUUUCCUGGCACGCCUGCGUUUUUCCUGGCACGCUUGCGUUUUUCUGAACACUCCCUGAAAACGGUCAGUUGACACCCAGAAAUGCCCCCUUCAUGUCAAUCACUCUGCGGCCACCAGUGCGACUGAAAUGCGUCGCUAGACCCUGUGUGAAACUACAUCGUCCGUUGUGAAAGCACGUCGCGUGUGCACAUUGCGCCAUAUACGUAUACGCAUGCGCAGAAGUACCGUUAUUUUGCCUCAUCGCUGCGCAGCGAACAUUUUCAGCUAGCGAUCAACUCGGAAUGACCCCCAUGGGCUCCUUCCCUGCGAUGUGUAAGAAGAGGAGCGAUCGCUAAUGUGAUCCCUUCACUUCACCCUCAGGAGCCGUUUACUGCGCACGUGUGAUCUGCUGACCAUGCAUGCGCAAUUGGGGAGUGUAUUGGGUGCAAUGUGUGCGGUGCACACAGGCCCCUGGGUCCAAGGGGGCCACAAUGCAAACCAUGUCAUACUUACCUUUCUGGAGUCACGCGCUAGGCGCAGUAAAAAUCACAGCCAAAUGGCCGCCACGCAUAUGGGGUAGUGAAAUUAGUCGCCAAGUUUCUGGAAACCUGCAAAUGUGCAGUAGAUUCCCACCCAGAGUCUGCACAUGUUCCUCCUCCUCUGUUAAAACGCCCCUGGGUGAGUGUCAGGGAGGGAUCCUACAGAACCUACAGAUCCCUCUGCUGGUCCGCCACCAAGUCAUAAUGAUGUGUACUCGACCUAAGAGACGGUCUGAAUAGCAGACUGGUUACUGUAUGUUGGUGUCUGGCAGCCAUAGUUGUUUUCCAUCCAAAGACUUUGAAAAGGAGAUAAUGAUUUGUAGAAAUACAGCUGAGAGAACUCAGAUACACGCUUAAUCAAUAUAUACUGUAACUUCCCAUUUAAAAGUUAGAAAACCCCUCAGUAUAUUUGUUUUACAUUGGUAAAUGAAUAUUUAAAAAGAACCAGAAAAAUAAAAAAUACAAAAGUUAUAUUGAGAUGAAGGGGUCAAUCCAAUUAGCCGGGAUGAACUCACAGGUGCGAAUCAUCACGGCAGCGGCAGCGCUUUACGGCGGCCAGAAUUCGCACAAAAUCGCUCACCACCCCAUAGGGCUCUGAGGUUUGGGCUGAAACCAGCCCGUGAAGGGUGUGAGAUUGGGUGCCAUUGCCGCCAUUGAAACGCCAUAGAAGCAGCACAUCGCACCUUUCACCUAUAAUUGAAUUGAUCCCAAAGACUGUGAAUAUUAAAAUGAAAUGAUAGAAGAAAUCGUAUCCCGUCUCUAAUGAGUACCUUACUGUAAUAUCUCGGUGGGUCAGUAUGCUCAGUACAGUAAGUGUUCUCCGAGUGCCAAUGAGUCUCCACUUCAUAAAUUUAUAAAGACAACAUUUUUCAUUGUAUUUUAAGUGUAGAAAUGAAGAUUUAUUAGGGGUUUGACGGGUAAUUAUUCAGAUGUAGCAGAUGUUAUGAUUGGGAAAACAGGGUUAAUAUGUUUUGACUUGUAUGAAUAAACUUUGAGAUUCAUUAUUUAA